Molecule: messenger RNA, 4777 nt
Organism: Chionomys nivalis (European snow vole)
Lineage: Eukaryota; Metazoa; Chordata; Mammalia; Rodentia; Cricetidae
Gene: Zscan30
Product: zinc finger and SCAN domain containing 30
Exons: 4
Coding region: 54-1562 (502 amino acids)
Biological process (GO): regulation of transcription by RNA polymerase II
Molecular function (GO): RNA polymerase II cis-regulatory region sequence-specific DNA binding; DNA-binding transcription factor activity, RNA polymerase II-specific
Source: RefSeq, a predicted model, not a curated record
UUCCCCGGGCGGUUCGGGCUACCUGCGGAGCCGAGCUAGGUAGUCUUUUCAGGAUGUUCAGAGAGGCCACAGCCUUGGCCUGUCUUGCUCCAAAAGGACAAAAUGGACUCAGCUAUGUGAAAGUUGAAGAAGAAAAUGUUUGGAGGCAGGACUUCAGUCUUCAGGGAAACCUCCAGAGCCAGGAGGUUUUCCGCCAGCAGUUUAGACAAUUUGGCUACUCUGACUUCAGUGGGCCUCGGGAGGCUCUAAACCAACUGCAGAAGCUUUGUCAGCAGUGGCUGAGGCCAGAGGAGCGCUCCAAGGAGCAGAUCCUGGAGCUGUUGGUGCUGGAGCAGUUUGUGGCCAUCCUGCCUAUGGAGCUGCAGGCCUGGGUGCAGGAGCACAGACCUGGAAACGGAGAGGAGGCUGUUACUCUGCUGGAGGAGCUGGAGAGAGAAUUUGACGAACCUAAACAACAGGACACAGCUCUUGGCCAAGAAAUGACACUCAUGGGAACACAGACACCUCUGAGUAGCCAACUGCAGUCCUUGGAAGACCAUUGCAGGAGUGAACCCCAGGAGCCUCAGGUUUUCCAUGAGAGAGAUGGGGCAACCCUACCAUUUAGGGUUGAGGAUGAAGAUAGCAAGAUGGUGACUGACAAAGUACUAACAGCAAAGCAAGAAAUUAUUGAAUGUGUUACAUCAGUGACCAUGGCAUCUCCAGGAAGACUUCCUAGGGAAUCUUCUCCAGUACAGAUAGUUGAAGAAACUAUGGGAUGUCUGGAGAACAAUAAGCAAAGAGGAAGUGAUGAUGCAAGCAACAAAACGAGUCCACUUUCUUCCCAGGAAAGCUAUUUCAGUCUGGCAAGCUUUAACAAGAAACCCCCCACAGAACAGAAUACCUUCAAGUGUAAAGAAGGUGAAGGAAUUCUCAGUCUAAACUUACACGGUACUACACAGUCCAGAACUCACACAGGGAAACUGCUCUAUGAGUGUUUGGAUUGUGGGAAAGCUUUUUGCCAUAGGUCAAAGCUGACUAGACAUCAAAGAAGUCAUACUGGAGAGAGACCUUAUGCAUGUAAAGAAUGUGGAAAAGCCUUUGGUUUCAGAACAGAUCUUGUUAGACAUCAGAGAAUUCACAGUGGUGAAAAACCCUAUAAAUGUUGUGACUGUGGGAAAGCUUUCAGGGGCAGCUCAGGGCUCAUUAGGCAUAGGAGAAUUCAUACUGGAGAGAAACCUUAUGGUUGUGAAGAGUGUGGGAAAGCCUUCAGCCAGAGCUCCACUCUUAUUCAGCAUAAGAAGAUUCACAGUGGAGACAAAGGUUAUGCAUGUACUGAAUGUGGUAAGGCUUUUAGGAGAAGUUCUGUUCUUAGGGAACAUGAAAGAAUCCAUACUGGUGAGAAACCUUAUGAAUGUAAUGAAUGUGAAAAAUCCUUUAAUCAAAGCUCAGCCCUCACCCAGCACCAGAGAACCCACUCUGGGGAAAAACCUUAUGAAUGCUAUGAAUGUAGGAAAAUAUUUAGGCAUAGGUCAGGCCUUACGCAGCAUCAGAGAGCACACACCAGAGUUCAGCUUUGUGGAUAAGGGUUAUGUAAUUGUGAAAUGCAAGGAAUUCACUUUGAAGGGGAGAUUCCACAAAAAUUAGAAGUUUCCAGACAGCAAGACUUUUUCUUUCCAGCCUAGUUAGUUCUCUUAAGAGACUCACACAAACAGCUUACAUAUUGGAAGAGUUUUAUCUAGAUCUAGUCUACAAAGACUGAGAGAAAGACGGACCCACUCUGAAUGAGGACUCUCACCAAUAUGUUCUUCAUCCAUUCCCCACUACAGAUAGAACUGUCAUUGAGCACCUUCAUGUGAGUCCAUGACCGUGGAUCCUGCAAGAUCUCCUUAUUAAAUGCAAAGAUCACUGUCCAGCCAAAGUGUUUUUGUCUGGCAGGAGUGCAUUUUUUAAGUUACUGAGGUCUGAAAUGUUGAAUUGAGGCUAUGAAAUGUCAUGUCCUGGGUCAGUUUAAUAUCUGAGGAAUGGAAGCUGUCUGCCCCAUUGCCAGUUCUUUCAACCCUGAGCUUCCUGAUGUAGUCUACUUCCUUAUUGGUACCUCCUGGGCCUAACCAUUGGGAGAACAGACUUGAUCACUGCCCCCUCAAAAUUUAGGGCUAAUGGAAUAUACAAAUUUAUUAAUCAAGUAAUUCUGGUAAGAGUGUGUCAAUAACUGCUAGAUAAAUGUAGGGUUCUGAUGGAAGAUAUUCAGAGAUGCUUUACCGAUUUACAAAUUAACUAAAUAUUUCCUUGGGUGUGAUAUCUCAUUUGAUACCUAAAAUACAGAAGUUAGCCAGGCUAAUGGCAGAAGAACAGAGGCAGAGUUUAUAUAAUACAUACAUGGAAUGAUGAGAAGAGAGGAUCUGGAGACAUUCCUGUUUCUUCGAUUCCUGCUGGAAUUUUGAUUCCAGUUCAGAAGCCAGGUUGGUUUCUUUUGCUGCUUGUAAUAGCCUGAGUUGGAUAACCUGUUUCAGAUCAUGAGACUUUUAUGAUCUGGAAGUAUUCAGUUAGCAUGGUAACUAGUGUUUCUAAUGUAUACCAAGGAAACAACAUACACUGGAAGCUGAGGGACUGGAGUCUCUCUCAGCAUUAGGCUUGCAGAUGAUAAGCCACUUGAGGGAAAUACAUAUUGAGUCAAUCUCUCAGACUCUUCAAAACUUUCAUUUGGCAGUUUUAAUUAACCCACGAUUGCUGAUGGUAAUUUUUACUUAGGAAAAUGCACCAUUUUUGAAGACUUGGUAAUAGCUAUUGUGAGUAGAUAAAAAUGGAUAUGGUUCUCAUGUCCAAAGGAUGUGCAAUUAUGUAAGAACUGACUUAAAGGGAUAAUUCAAAUGGACAGUGAAUUGCCUUUCCUAUAGGUGGCAAGUGAAUGAUUCAGUGUUUUAAGUAUCAUUUAACCCUUUUUCUAAUUGUGAGCAUUGAGAAGUAUAACUCAUCCAUAAUUGUGUUACCCAUAGCAAAAUUAACUUUUGAACUACUUCCUACUGUUUUUCUGUAAUUCUAAUAUUUCUGGUAAAAAUCUCUAGUAUAAUUUUCUAAUUUUAAAAUUUUUAUGUUCAAUAUGCACUCCAGUUGCUUAGUAUCAGCAUGUAAUGGAAUGUAUUGUAAUUAAACUGAAAUUUUAAAAUUUUGCUUUUAAAUCAUUCAGGUAAAAGCACAGUGUGAGUGGAGUUAGGCUGGAGGGUAUGAAGGAGUGUAGAGUGGAGUUAGGCUGGAGGGUAUGAAGGAGAGUAGAGUGGAGUUAGGCUGGAGGGUAUGAAGGAGAGUAGAGUGGAGUUAGGCUGGAGGGUAUGAAGGACAGUAGAGUGGGGUUAGGCUGGAGGGUAUGAAGGAGUGUAGAGUGGAGUUAGGCUGGAGGGUAUGAAGAGAGUAGAGUGGAGUUAGGCUGGAGGGUAUGAAGAGAGUAGAGUGGAGUUAGGCUGGAGGGUAUGAAGGAGAGUAGAAAAAUGGGAAGUAGCACACUUAAUUUCUAGUUAAAUUAAAUGAAACAGCAUAAAGCUGUGAUAGCCAGACUUUUGAGUUGCUGGAGUACUGGAGUGAAAAAUCAAGACCCUUUUAAAUUCAUACAUACACUAAAUCCACCAAGAGAGCCUCCCUCAGCAGUGCUAAGUGCUGAGAAAGACCUUUGGUCUGACAUCAAAUUAUGUGCAUGUGAAUGCAAAUGCCUACAGAGGCCAGAAACAGGCACUGGAUCCCUUUGGAGUGGAGUUACAGGAGGUAAACCACCCAAUGUGGGUGCUGGGCAUGGAACUCUGGUCCCCUACAAAAGCAGUUCCUGCUCUAAGCCAUCUCUUUAGUUCCAUGUUUUGGGUAAUUUUGAGACGGUUUCAUAUGAAGUUUAUGGCCGAGAUGUGACUUCCUCGUCAGUGGUUCACAAACAGAAGUAGGUUAUUAGGUUACUGUCAAAUGACUUGGAAACUCAGUCCUCUCAGAUCUAGUUGCAGGCUGUGGCAUGAGGGAGGAAGGUAAGUUCCAUGUGAGGCAAGCACUGCUUUACAGACUGCCCCUGGAGCAAGAGGAAGAGCAGAGCAGAGAGAAGGGUACCGGCUGUUUUCCUUUCAGCUGCUGUGGUGUCCACUCCGUUUCAUAAAGACUGACACUGACUGUAAGAUCAUCUUCAGCUCCUCUAACAUGAGAAUACAGAUGAGCUCACUUGUUUAUGCCUGCUGAACUCAUGGGAAAGCACUAAUGACGGGGGUUCUGAAAUACUUACAACUUGCUUCUCUGAGCCAUAAAUUUUCAUGCAUGAAAGUUAACUUGCACAGGAAUUUAGAAUUUGAAGGGGAUUCUUUCAAUAUUAGGAAAGUAUGUCUGCAUUGAUUUUGUCAACAAUGAAAGAUCAGAGUUAAGUUAGUUAAAACUUGAGACAGGGAUGUCUUAGAAGGCAAGUACUUAUUUUCACUAUUUUGGGCUUUUCACUACCUGCUCUGCCUAGGGCUAUGGAUCUAGGGAUUAAACCUGGGGCCUUAAACAUAGUAAAUUUAUGCUUUACAACUGAACUAUAUUCUCUUGCCCCUCCCUCUAUAAGCAGUGCUAGAUUUUGCAGUAAAACUUUAAAUACAAAAAUAGCACAUUACCUGUAACUUCACCACCCAGAAGUAACCAUCUUGACAUUGUAUGUCUGUUAUUUUUAAUGCGUAAUGUUUUACAUGGGUUCAUGUUGUAUAUAGUGUAUUUAAUAUCUCAUGAAUGUUUCACAUGUUUUAACAGCUUGUAAGGCUGCAUAGUCAUGGUUCCUUAAGUAUAUUUCUGGGUAGAAUGU